AUGGAUUGCUGGGUGUGGUCGAGUCUCGGUUGCUCUGUGACGUCGCACGAUGACCAAACCGUACACUGCCAGUGUAACCAUACGACAAACUUCGCCAUCCUCAUGCAGGUUCGACACAUCAAAAUAGCCGCGGUGCACGUUAUAGCACUGAGUAGCAUCACCUACAUCGGCUGUAGCAUCACCUUGCUUACGCAGUUCAUGGCGGUCACGGUAUUCACGUUUGUAGGAUCGUUGAAUUGUGAACGUGUUUUCAUUCACCGAAACCUGUGUAUUGCCAUUGGUGCUGCUCAGAUCACGUUUUUAGCAGGCAUUAAAGCUGUGAGUCAGUCAAUGGUGUGUGCUGUGGUCGCCCUGGUACUACACUACUUCUACACAGCAAUGUUCAUCUGGAUGCUGGUUGAGGGGUUACAUCUCUACAGCAAAGUGGUCCAAGUAUUUGGCACGGAGAAGUCGAGGAUUAUUUAUUAUACCAUAUUCGGCUGGGGUGUCCCUUUGGUAUUGGUUGUGAUAUCGGCCGGUGCCGAUUGGGAAGGCUACGGUACUUCAUACAGCUGUUGGCUUUCAACACGACGAAACACCAUUUGGGCCUUUGUUGGUCCUGCUCUGGCAAUUAUGUUUGUCAACAUUGUCAUUCUGGCAGCAGUUGUACGAAUCAUAAUGGCGUCCGCUAAACUAAACCGACUUGGUGAAUACGACCACAUCCGAUCUGGAAUCAAAGGUACUCUGUUCUUGCUACCUCUUCUCGGCUUAACGUGGAUAUUUGGACUUGUGGCUGUUAACGAAGAGUUGGUGGUCUUUCAAUACCUGUUUGCAAUAGUUAAUUCGUUACAGGGGUUCUUCAUCUUUCUGUUCCACUGUGUUCUGAACACUGAGGUUCGACAAGCACUCAAAAGACUGAAGCAAAGGAGAUCUCUGCAAAGGGGAGAUAAUGUAUCUUCUGGUUCUAAUAGCCAGUCCAUAUUGUCUACUGCGUGGUUGCCCACGAAACCGAGCAAACAACUCCAGCACAAAGGCAACCAGGUGACACCACAGAGGGAGAAACGAGCAACAACAGUGGUAGCGGCGUGGACUGGUCACAACCAGUCGAAGGAAACGGACGAUUCUGAAAUAACCAGAAGUAGUCGAUCAUCCCCGGAUGCAGACGAAAUGACAUUAUUUAUCUAAUCAAGUCACAAUUUUGGGAACUGGUCAUGGCACAAUGUCAGUAUAGCCAGUGCAAAAUCCAUUUACA
Messenger RNA from Gigantopelta aegis, 1231 nucleotides. Its product is annotated as adhesion G-protein coupled receptor D1-like. Gene Ontology annotation, molecular function: G protein-coupled receptor activity. NCBI's taxonomy places the organism in Eukaryota, Metazoa, Mollusca, Gastropoda, Neomphalida, Peltospiridae. The transcript has 13 exons. The record is from RefSeq and is a predicted model, not a curated record. Bases 1 to 1164 code for a protein of 387 amino acids. Gene Ontology annotation, cellular component: membrane. Gene Ontology annotation, biological process: cell surface receptor signaling pathway; adenylate cyclase-activating G protein-coupled receptor signaling pathway.